This is a messenger RNA of Asterias rubens (European starfish), 3616 nucleotides long. Its product is annotated as popeye domain-containing protein 3-like. Gene Ontology annotation, cellular component: sarcolemma. Bases 2133 to 3209 code for a protein of 358 amino acids. Gene Ontology annotation, molecular function: cAMP binding. NCBI's taxonomy places the organism in Eukaryota, Metazoa, Echinodermata, Asteroidea, Forcipulatida, Asteriidae. The transcript is spliced from 5 exons. The record is from RefSeq and is a predicted model, not a curated record.
ACCAAUAGUGUCCACUGCCUUUAAAAGUAACGGAAAAUGCAAUCAAUUACCUCAACAAUCACUGUUAAUGCUUGUCAUAUUUAUUUAAUUUAAUCAGAGCCUUUGUAAAGACAAAAUAGUACUCUGUUCUGACGUCACAUGUUGAACUAACGAUGACAACAAUUAAUAGUUUCAUCAUUCCAUGAUCACCUUUAACUUUUCAGUCUUAGACUUAAACGUCUUCAGGAAAAUGAAAUAAUCGACACUGCUAAAUCCUUGGCUUAGUCAAAGGCCCAUCGCUAAAAUCCUCGUAAAAUCUGAAAAGCCCCCAAUAUGAUAUCUUGCCCAAGUCGUUCCUCAAUUUCACAGUUUCAGAGUGGCAGAUCCCUCGCUAAUCCUGUUUGAUUCGGCAGGCUGGGCUGUGAGCCUGUGACAUCUUGCCGUGCCAGGGCAGCGCGGUAUCCGUUUGGCAGAUCGACGUCCCUUGCGGUGAUUUGAUGCACCGUACCGAAGAGAACGAUCACACGGUUGAAGAACGAUGAACUCCGAGCGCAGUGCAUCACAGGUCGAGCUAUCAUGGAACUUGGUAGGGAGUCAAUCUUCAGUUUAGUCCUACUCUCUGCACAAAAAGUGCAAACAGAAGUAGCUUGUCAAGUUCAUGAUGAGUGAGCCCUGGCAACAUAUUCGAUUCGAUUCUCUGACAAACUUUGGGCCGACUAUAGUAUUCGACUAUACUAGUAUCAGUAAUCACGGUGUAAGAUUUCAAUGUAUUUAGACAACAAGACGUGUAGUUUUUAACAAAGAUUAUAGGUACUAUAAAGUGAUAGUUUUACGUUACAAUUUCAAACAACUUAUUGUUACUUAAUAUUUACCGGUCUAAUAAUAUGAAUUAAAAUUACAGUUGGUUUUGAAAAGAUUAGUCACAAACUAAAACCCUUUGUGGUUCUAGAAAAAAUACUGGAUACAGGAUAGAAAUCCCAACCUAAGUUGCAUUUUGAAAUGCACAAUGAGCAUUGUAUACUUUAUCAGAGGGCCUUUUUAUAAUUUGUCAGACUAGGGAACUAUACAACUAGCCACUCAGCCAUUUUUAGUUUCAAAGAAACGGAAGCGAAAAUGUCAAGUUGAGCUCGCAGUGGUUUCAAAAUUGAUCCGAAUCAACUGUGCGCUAAGCUGCAUCCCCGGGGUCAUGUGUGUCGUUCCCCCACACCCUCUGUCCACUUCGUGUAAGGGUACCUCGCGUGGCCACACAAAAGUUAAACCUCUAAUAGACUAAUUGAGGUUCAACUCCCCAGCGGUCAUCCUCCAUGCCACCUCCGGUGAGGUUCGGGGACAGUUUGAGGCUUUCUCAUGGUUUGAGAAGCAAUGACGUCAAUAGUUUUCAAUCUUUCUACUUAUGUUUUUAAGCAGGACAAUAAUUGCAAGAAACUAUUAAAUCCUCAGGCGGCUUGCAAUUGUUGAUAUUUGUUUUCUGAAGUCGCCGUGACAUUACGGUGGCAAGGGUCGGUGUAACAUGGAAUGCCGGCCGAGCUUGGCCGAGAAGGCAAACCAAUAUAAUUGGUUAAACGACUGUUCGUCUCUACAGCAGUCAGCCACAUCCGAGAUUAUCCAAAUACUUCCCAUAGCAACUGCAUACUCUGGAGUGAAUUUGCUGAAGCAACCUUCAUUGGCUGUAUCUCUACAGCUUCGAUAUCAGUAGAACAGCGGGAAGGGGUAAGAAACGACAAUAUUUGCUUAACUAGUAUCAGUGAGACCCAUCACUAUCAUCUGAAACCCAUCAGUGACAACGCUGAGCAGUCAUAUAGAAUGUUUGGACGCAAGCAUCUUUAGUGAACAAUCGCGUGGGGGAGAGUUAGGGGUGAAGGUUCAAUGCUUUGUCACGGUUUACGUUUCAUUUCUCUUAUUGACUGAGGGUAUAUGCUGAGCGCGGGAAACGAACGGAUUUGGCGGGAAAGCGACUUGGUGGCGAGGAGAGAAAUCAUGAUUGUACUAAGAUCAGACGUUCAUAGUUCAAUGAUGAGUUUGUCAUCAUAGUCUAAAGCAGGAAGCUGGACGUUGAGUGACAGUGCUUUUUACCAGAUAACAAGAAUUUAUCUUUAAAGUGGAAAACACCAGGAGAUACCGAAAUCACGAAAGCCAUACAGUGAAGCCUGAACAUGUUGCUACUGUCCGGGUCAACCGCUCCGACCCCCGGUGACAUCUUCACCCCAACAACUUUUCCAUGGACUGGGAUAUCGCCAGGUGUGGAUGCGGUCCUACCCGGGCCAGGAUGCACCGGCCUAUGGGAGCCCAUCCAGAGCAUCGUCUUCCAAGUGGCAUGUCUUCUCUUCGUCUUAGGCUACCUUGCUCCAUCAACUGGCUUCGCUGCCAUGUUUGUCAUGCACGCUUUCCUGAGCUUUGGUUUCCUCACUUUGUCCCUAUGGGGUUUACUAUACAUCUGCGCCAUGGAUGUCUUCGCCUGGAAUCUUGUCUUCUGUGUUCUCAAUAUCUGCCACGCUGGGUAUCUCGGGUACCAGAUCCGACCCGUCCAGUUUACAAGAGAAGAGAGGGACUUAUACAAUGCCGUCUUCAAGCCGUUCCAGGUGCCUCGUAGCGUCUAUAGGGAUUUAUGUGACAUUGGUAAAACUAGCUCCUUGAAGAUCGGUGAACAUUAUGCUGAGCAGGGAAGGACGCCUUGCAAUAGACUCUCAAUUGUCAUCUUUGGAAAGGUUAAAGUAUUUUCCGAUGGAGAUUUUCUUCACAACAUCCAAGAAAAACAGUUUUUAGACUCGCCAGAGUGGGAAUCAUUCAGCCAGAAUGAGACGAGCGACAAUUUUCAGGUUACACUGACUGCCACUACCUACUGCCGUUACAUGUGCUGGCAACGUGAUAACCUGAAACAGUUUCUAGAAACCCAGCCCUACCUAAAACAAGUCUUCAGUAACAUCAUCGGGACCGAUAUUACCAAAAAACUCUACCUCCUGACGGAGAGGAAUCUCAACGACCGAGGUUCACGGGCUGACAUCCGGUUACCAAGCGUUGCUAAGGAAGCCUCGCCCAACCAUGACCUCAGAGGUCACUUGGCAGCCGGUGGGAUGGGUGCGUGUGGAGUCGGGAUACCAGUCCUUGGAAUCAGUGAAAAUCAGGACAGUGCGCUCCAGGUGCCUUACUAUCAGGAGUACGCUCGGCCUCGCCAAAGGACGGACACCAGUGACUCAGUUUAUGAGAAUGACAACGGAUACUCAAGGCGAUAGUACAUGGUGAACCCAAGUUAGCACUGGCCGUCUGGCUGUAGCAGUGUGGGACCUAUUGGCGUGUUAUGUCUACCCACAUUGAACAGAUCAGAAAACAGUGGUCAACCAUUAUAUCGUCCCCUUGUGGUGCCCGGGAAAAUUGCAUAAGAAAAAGAAAUAAACCAACAACGAGUCGACUGAGUCAAAAAAGCUAACAUAAAAUGCUUAUAUAACGACCACGUAAUAAGCUUUCCUGAAGCUUUCAGAUGAUUUUGUCUCUGAAAGCAGCGUUGUAGUAAUUUCUUGCCUUUUUAACGUAUAUCAUUUUAGGUGUGUUUUUCUGUGUAUGUCUAUGCUUGUUUGCCUUUUUAAAUUGUUUAGUGAUUUGUAUUAUCUUCUGUGCUUUUUUAUAAGCCCCUCUUGCCUUA